Molecule: messenger RNA, 2137 nt
Organism: Phodopus roborovskii (desert hamster)
Lineage: Eukaryota; Metazoa; Chordata; Mammalia; Rodentia; Cricetidae
Gene: Scai
Product: suppressor of cancer cell invasion
Exons: 19
Coding region: 254-1951 (565 amino acids)
Biological process (GO): DNA-templated transcription
Cellular component (GO): nucleus
Molecular function (GO): transcription corepressor activity
Source: RefSeq, a predicted model, not a curated record
GCGAGCCUUGUGGCCGCCGGAACAGCUCCCUCGGCGGAGCAGGAGCCGGAUGGUCAGAGGAGCCCGGCAAUCCCAGCAGCCGCGGAGUCGCCUGGCCCCCAGACUGACUGGCACAGUGGAGAAACCACCCCGAAAACGGAAAAGCAGGUUAUAAUGAUACAUCUAAAGGUGUUUGGAGUGGUGGAAAUUAUAUGGAAGAGGAUUGAAAAUCACUGCCAACAGAUGCAGGACUGAAUUUACUCUUAAAGAAACCAUGUCCUCUGGAGGUGCUGAAGAUGACAUCCCACAAGGAGAGAGGAAGACAGUUACAGAUUUCUGUUACCUUUUGGAUAAAUCCAAGCAGCUGUUUAAUGGGUUAAGAGAUUUACCACAAUAUGGACAGAAGCAGUGGCAGUCGUACUUUGGAAGAACUUUUGAUGUUUACACCAAACUCUGGAAAUUCCAGCAGCAGCAUCGACAAGUCUUGGAUAAUCGGUAUGGCUUGAAGCGGUGGCAAAUAGGGGAAAUUGCUUCCAAGAUUGGGCAGCUGUAUUACCACUAUUAUUUACGAACAUCUGAGACCAGCUAUCUGAAUGAGGCUUUCUCGUUCUACUCAGCAAUCAGACAGAGAUCAUACUACUCUCAAGUUAAUAAAGAAGACAGGCCUGAGUUGGUUGUUAAGAAACUCCGAUACUAUGCAAGAUUUAUAGUAGUUUGUCUUCUUCUUAACAAAAUGGAUGUUGUGAAAGACCUGGUAAAGGAAUUGUCUGAUGAAAUUGAAGAUUAUACUCAUCGCUUUAAUACUGAAGAUCAAGUAGAGUGGAAUCUAGUGCUUCAAGAGGUGGCAGCAUUUAUUGAGGCAGACCCUGUGAUGGUGUUAAAUGAUGAUAACACAAUUGUUAUCACAUCCAAUCGCCUCACUGAAACAGGAGCCCCCUUGCUGGAGCAAGGCAUGAUUGUGGGACAGUUGUCUCUGGCUGAUGCACUCAUUAUUGGUAAUUGUAAUAAUCAGGUUAAAUUCAGUGAACUGACUGUUGACAUGUUCCGGAUGUUGCAAGCCUUGGAAAGGGAGCCAAUGAAUUUAGCUUCCCAGAUGAAUAAACCAGGAAUACAGGAGUCAGCUGACAAGCCCACCAAACGAGAAAACCCCCACAAGUAUCUGCUGUACAAACCAACCUUCAGCCAGCUGUAUACUUUCUUAGCAGCAUCUUUUAAGGAGCUGCCUGCCAAUAGUGUGCUUCUGAUUUACCUGUCAGCCACUGGUGUUUUCCCCACAGGUCGUUCUGAUGGUGAAGGUCCUUAUGACUUUGGAGGUGUUCUUACUAAUAGUAACCGGGACAUUAUAAAUGGAGAUGCAGUUCACAAACGAAAUCAGUCCCACAAGGAAAUGCACUGCCUUCAUCCUGGAGACCUCUAUCCAUUCACAAGGAAACCCCUGUUUAUCAUUGUGGACUCUUCCAACAGUAUUGCCUAUAAGAAUUUCACAAACUUGUUUGGACAACCACUCGUCUGCUUGCUUUCUCCCACCACAUACCCAAAAGCUUUGCAAGAUCAGUCUCAGCGAGGUAGCCUCUUCACCCUCUUUUUGAACAAUCCUCUAAUGGCCUUCCUAUUUGUGUCUGGAUUAUCAAGCAUGCGUAGAGGCCUGUGGGAAAAGUGUCAAGAAUAUCUUCGAAAAAUCAACCGUGAUAUUGCCCAGCUACUGACCCAUUCACGUUCAAUAGAUCAGGCCUUUCUCCAGUUUUUUGGAGAUGAAUUUCUUCGAUUGCUUCUCACAAGGUUUGUCUUCUGUUCAGUCACCAUGAGGAUGCACAAGGCCUUCCGGGAAACUCGAAAUUACCCAGAAUCCUAUCCACAACUGCCAAGGGAUGAAACUGUGGAGAAUCCUCACCUUCAGAAGAAUAUUUUAGAAUUGGCCUCCAUUCUGGAUGUUCGAAACAUCUUCUUUGAGAAUUCUAUGGACGACUAUUAAAACCCUCUUGUUUAACAGUUUUCAUCUUCUACAGAUUUUAAACGGUGCAGUUUUUAUGUGGUGACAGAGACAGUUACUCGGUUUUUGUGAAUUUAGGAACCACCAUUUUAAAAGAAAACUGGAAAAACAUUCAAACUUUUGGGGUAACUUUUAAAAUAUAAUCUUUUAAGUCUUUUAAAGUCUCAA